Messenger RNA from Mytilus californianus (California mussel), 615 nucleotides. RefSeq lists its product as uncharacterized. Lineage: Eukaryota; Metazoa; Mollusca; Bivalvia; Mytilida; Mytilidae. The transcript has 8 exons. The record is from RefSeq and is a predicted model, not a curated record. Bases 1 to 615 code for a protein of 204 amino acids.
AUGGACACAGUACAAGCAAAAGACCCUGCAAUCUCUAUUAAAAUAAGGAAAUGUGAGGAUGUCGCAGGACCAUCAUCACUGAAUGACAACAAGUGUGCAAAAAGUGAAGUAGAUGAAGGUAGCAGUGAAUUGACAAAAAGUACUGAAAAGAAAGGACAAAAGAAAUUCGUGGUAUACAGUUCUUCAGAGAAUGAUUCUAGUAUAGAAAGUGACUCAGAGAAUGAUUCUAGUAUAGAAAGUGACUAUAGUACAGAUUAUGGUGAAGGCAGCAGUUCACACAAGAGAGGGUUAAAAAGAAAAAGUAAAGAUGACCAAAUUGAAGAACAAAUCAGAAGUAAAAAGAAAGGAAGGAGAUAUGUUAAUUGGAAUAAGGAGGAUGAAAAGGUUGUAAGAACAUACUUCAAGGAUUAUGUCGAAGACGUGUCUAAAGAAAAGUCCAAAGGAUCACUACCUGGUUUUAAGGCCAUUGAAGUAUUUAUGAAAAAAUAUCCAAAAGUAAUGGCCAAUGAAACAGACCCUGUUAUUAGGAGAGAUCUUAUAAAAUACAAAGUCUUCAAUGAAAGAAAUAAGACCAGGAAAAAUUAUCAGCAGAGGAAGAAUAAAUAUUCCAUGUAA